Molecule: messenger RNA, 12094 nt
Organism: Pomacea canaliculata
Lineage: Eukaryota; Metazoa; Mollusca; Gastropoda; Architaenioglossa; Ampullariidae
Product: low-density lipoprotein receptor-related protein 4-like
Exons: 38
Coding region: 103-5664 (1853 amino acids)
Molecular function (GO): calcium ion binding; protein binding
Source: RefSeq, a predicted model, not a curated record
UCGGUCAGCAUUGGAAAGCCUCCGAGAAGAAGUGACCCACUUUAGUUGUAAACAUAACUUGAGCAGGAGUACGGCAUAUGAAUGCUUCUGUGAUCUUUUGAUAUGAGGGCGAUCGCUGCAGCCUUCUUGUUGUGGACUACAUUAUACACAAGCCAUGGAGAUGGUUCUGUAUGUUCUUCUUGCCCAUCACGACUCUUUGCCUGUGGUAACUGUGUCUGCAUUCCCCAACAUUGGGUCUGUGAUGGCGAUGAUGACUGUGAAGACAGCAGCGAUGAAGAAGGAAGCAUUUGUGAGGCUCCACACACUUGCCCAGAAAAAGACUUUACAUGUCACAAUGGAGAGUGCAUUAACCAAUCUUGGUUGUGUGAUGGAGACAAUGACUGUGGAGACAGCUCUGAUGAGAUAGCUUGUGCUCCACGUAACUGUACCACUGAGGAAUUCAGGUGCAGCAAUGGCAACUGUGUGCCAACGGAAUGGAGCUGUGAUGGAGAUGAUGAUUGCACAGAUGGCUCUGAUGAAGCUCAUGAACACUGUACACCUGAUAAGUGCAGUAAUGUGGAGUUUCGCUGUCGAGAUGGAUCCUGCAUCAAGAAAUCUUGGGUGUGUGACCGUGAGCGAGACUGUCAGGAUGGCAGUGAUGAAGAUUCCUGCAACAGAGAGGAUCGACUGUUAUGCAGACCAGAUGAAAUGAAAUGUUGGUCAAGUGGACGAUGCAUUUUGAGAAGAAACCAAUGUGAUGGGAGCAACGACUGUGGUGACUGGGAGGAUGAACUGGGAUGUGCAGGAUGUCAAGAGGGAGAGUUUAACUGUACCAGUGGAUUCUGCAUUAAUGGUAGUUGGCGUUGUGAUGGGGACAAGGAUUGUGAAGAUGGGUCAGAUGAAUUGAACUGUGAUGUGAAAAGAUGUGGGCGGGGUCAGUUUCGCUGUGACACAGGCAUGCAGUGCAUUGACAAGCGUCAUAAAUGUGAUGGUACAAAAGACUGCUUAGAUGGCAGUGAUGAACUGAGCUGCGUUAAAAAGGAAUGCAGCUUUGGCCAGUUUCAGUGCAACAAUAAAAGGUGUAUUGGAAUUCACAAACUAUGCAAUGGACACUCUGAAUGUGGUGAUGGAUCAGAUGAACUUCAUUGUGAUACAGAACCAGAUCAAGGCUGUGAAACUGGCAGAGGUGGUUGUGCUCAUGAAUGUAUCCCAACCAAAAGUGGUAGUCGCUGCCAGUGCCGGGUUGGUUACCAGUUGACAAAGGAGAAAAAGGAAUGUGAAGAUGUGGAUGAAUGUAAAUCUGAAGGUACCUGCAGCCAGAUAUGCCGCAACACACUGGGUUCAUUUCAGUGUGACUGUGUUAGCAACUACACUUUGAAACUUGAUGGUCGGGGUUGCAAGGCACUUGGUGGGGAAGCAUACCUGAUUUUUGCAAAUCGUGUUGACAUUCGACGUGUUACAACAGACAAGACAGAAUACACAUCCAUUCUACAGGGUCUUCACAAUGCUAUUGCAGUGGAUUUCCACCUCCAGCAGCAACUUAUCUUCUGGUCAGAUGUUACGUUGGACAAGAUAAAGCGUGCUUAUAUGAAUGGCUCUAACAUUCAGGAGAUUAUCACUGAGGGGUUGGAGAGUCCUGGGGGAUUAGCUGUUGACUGGAUUCACAACAAGCUAUUUUGGACGGACGCGGGCACAAGACGUAUCGAAGUGUCUAACCUUGAUGGGCGGUAUCGUAAAGUGAUCAUCUGGCAGGGGCUGGAAAAGCCUCGUGCUAUUGCUGCCCACCCAGGAAAAGGGACCCUUUUUUGGACAGACUGGGGAAACACCCCAAAAAUAGAACGAGCAGGGAUGGAUGGCAGUCUUCGCACGGUCAUUGCCAACACCUCUGUGUUUUGGCCGAAUGGUCUGACACUGGAUUAUGCCUCUGAACGCCUGUACUGGGCAGAUGCUAAGCAUCAUGUCAUUGAAAGUGCUGCAUUGGAUGGAUCAAAUCGCAGAAUUGUUAUUAAUCAGGGCCUGCCACAUCCUUUUGCCCUAACUCUUUUUGAGGAUGAGCUGUACUGGACAGACUGGUACACUAAGAGCAUUAACAAGGCCAACAAGUUCAGUGGACAACCAUUGGAGACAGUGCGAACUGAGCUGCACUACCCUAUGGACAUCCAUACGCUACAUCCGCAGAGACAGCCUGCAGCGGAGAAUAAGUGCCUCGAAAGUGGGUGUAGUCACCUGUGUUUGCCCAAUGAACACAGUUAUACCUGUACGUGUCCUACAGGUCUGCAGCUGACAUCUGACAAACAGACCUGUUCUCAGCAAGUCAGCUCCUUUUUGCUGUUUGCAACCCAGAAGGAUGUGCGUCGUCUGGCCCUAGACUCCAGUGAACUGGCUGAUGUAGUGAUUCCACUGACUAAUGUGUCCAGUGUUGUUGGGGUGGAGUAUGACAGUGCAUCAGAUACAGUGUACUGGACUGAUGUUGAGUUGGACAUUAUUGGUCGUGCUCACUGGGAUGGAAGUAUGGAACAGGUUGUGGUGGGCACCAGUCUGGAAAGUCCAGCAGGGCUUGCAGUAGACUGGGCUGGUCAGAAUCUGUACUGGACUGAUGCAGGAAAUGAUCGCAUAGAAGUGAGUCGACUAGAUGGUACUUUGCGUUCAGUCUUGCUGUGGCAGGACCUUGAUCAACCAAGGGACAUUGUUGUUGAUCCACGAUCAGGCUGGAUGUUUUGGUCUGAUCUGGGUAAACAGCCCAGGAUUGAGCGUGCUGGCAUGGAUGGCCUUGAUCGCAUGACACUAGUAUCUAGUAAUCUGACAUGGCCCAAUGGACUUGCCAUUGACUAUGAGAAAAGUCGACUGUAUUGGAUGGAUGCAGGCCACAAAGUAAUUGAAUCAUGUAACUUUGAGGGGCGUGACCGCAAGCAGACUUUAAUAGGAUUUGAACUGAAGCAUCCAUUUGGCCUGACAAUAUAUGGAGAAACAUUGUACUGGACUGAUUGGGAAACUCAUAGUAUUCAUGUGGCCAACAAAGAGACUGGGGCCCAGCACAGCGUUCUACUUAGCAAUGUCAACAAUCUUAUGGACCUUGAAGUAUUUCAUCGCCACCGAUAUAAAGUCCCAACAGUGUGUCGCACCAAUAAUGGUGGCUGUAGUCAUCUAUGCCUUGUGGCUCCUUUACCUAGGGGUCAUAACUGUGCAUGUCCUACAGGUGUGCUCAUGUCUGAGGAUGGUGUAACCUGUGAAAAAGAGAUGAGCAACUUUUUGAUUUUCACUCGGCAACAAGACAUUCGGCGUAUAUCCCUUGAGGUAGAGUACUAUGCUGAUGUUGUUGUGGCUGGGAGCCUGAAGAAUGCCAUCGCCAUUGAUGUCGACGUUGUAGAGGGAAAGAUGUACUGGACUGACACAGUUGAUGAUAAAAUUUCACGAGCAAACUUGAAUGGUUCAAACAUUGAAGUGGUGGUGUCUGAUGGCUUACACACACCUGAUGGUCUAGCUAUUGACUCUGUUGGUCACAAGAUUUAUUGGACCGAUGAUGGUCAUAAUCGAAUAGAGGUGGCCAAUUUAGAUGGGUCUAUGCGAUCAGUACUUGUCUGGCAGGACUUAGACAAACCUCGUGCUCUGGCUUUACACUAUGAUGAAGGUCAUAUGUUCUGGACCGACUGGGGAGGAAGUCCACGAAUUGAACGAGCAGACAUGGACGGGAAGAACCGGGCAGUCAUCAUCAAAGAAAAUCUGAUGUGGCCUAAUGGCCUCACCAUUGACCGCCCCACAAAUCGCAUUAUCUGGGCAGAUGCUAAAACAGAGACUAUAGAGUGUGCAGACCUGUCAGGUCAUUAUCGCCGCAAGCUGGUGGAGAGAGUGGCUCAUCCAUAUGGACUAACCGCAGCAGGAAACUCUUUGUACUGGACUGACUGGCAGGGCAGUGCUAUAUUUCGAGCAGAUAAAACAACUGGAGGCAACACCACCAAGAUUCGGGAUCAUCUUCAUGGAGUGAUGGAUAUCCAUGCUGUACAGGUCAAUGGUGUACAGACCUACAUUAAUCGCUGUGGCAAGAAUAAUGGGGGCUGCAGUCACCUGUGUCUUCCCAGCCCUGGCGGUGUGUCAUGUGCCUGCCCCACUGGACUUUUGCUACAGCCUGAUCAGAAAACAUGCAACACUGUUCCAAGAGAGUACUUGCUGUUUUCUGGGAGAGGCAGCAUUCGCCGUAUAUCUCUGGACACACCCGACCACACAGAUGUGUACCUUCCUAUCCCAGACCUUCACAAUGUUAUUGCUGUUGACUUUGACUAUCUAGAGGGCAUGAUCUACUAUACAGACAUCCAGCUGGAUGUUAUCAGGCGAGCCACACUAAAUGGCAGUGGGUGGAUGGAGACAGUCGUCAGCAAGGACCUGGUCACAACUGAUGGACUUGCAGUGGACUGGAUCGCACGCAAUCUUUACUGGAUGGAUUCAGGGCGUGAUGUAAUAGAGGUGGCAAGGCUGACUGGCAGUUGUCGCAAGACCAUCGUUGACAAAGAUUUGGAUGAACCACGGGCCAUUGCUGUGUUCCCAGUAAAGGGAUUGCUGUUUUGGACAGACUGGGGCACAAAGGCCAAGAUUGAGCGAGCAUUUCUAGACGGUACACAACGUGAGCCCCUGGUCACCACUGGGCUUGGAUUCCCCAAUGCAUUGUCUAUUGAUUAUGAGGCUGAGCGCCUGUACUGGGUUGAUGCCAAGCUAGACAAGAUUGAGACAUCUGACUUGAAUGGUCUUCAUCGUGUCACCUUGCUGCAGCAAGUGCCACAUCCUUUUGGCUUGACGCUUUUUGGAGACUUUAUCUACUGGACUGACUGGCAAACAGAAAAGAUAGAGCGAGCCAGUAAGCACGAUGGAAUGGGUCGUACUCUGAUUCAAAGCCGCCUAGAAGGACUAAUGGACAUCCAUCUGGUGUCUUCCCUACGUCAAACAGGUAGUAACUUAUGUAGCAUCAAUAACGGUGGUUGUACUCACCUUUGCUUUGCUCACCCUGACACUUUUGUGUGUGCCUGCCCUAACAUUCCAGAUGGAAAACCAUGUCUCACAGUGCCUGCGUCAUCAUCAGAUGACAUUUCUGAAUAUCCUUACCCAGAGAUGACUCACAAAGAUAUGAUGGGCUCCUCAGAAGGGUGUAGUGAGUACAAAGGAAGGGCUGGUCUAUGCCAUCCCAAAAGCCCACAAAAUGAAAAUUCCUCAGCUGCAUCAGAGGCUGGAGUUUAUGGAGCAUUUGUUGCCUUGGGUGUCAUCAUUUUCCUCAUCCUCAUCUGUGCAUUUACUGUAUUCCUCAUCUGGCGCAGGCAUCGGCGAAGACGUUAUAAUAUCGAGGAACUGACUACACUGACUUAUGCCAAUCCUUCUUAUCAGAAGACCAGUACAGAGACAAUUAAUUCUCAUAGUGAUCAGCGCUCUUUGCACAGCUGGGGCACACUACACUUUCGGUCAAGCCAGGAGAAACUAACAGUAAUGGUGCCUGAUGGAGAGUCUGUGCUCAGUGGAGAGACAACUGCCUUGGUUGUACAUAACAGAGAUGCAGGUGCAGUAGCCCUUGGUAGAGGAGGGACUUCUGCUGCUGAAAAUUGUGACCUUUACAUGACACGCAACGUUUUCAAACUAAAACCAAAGCUGGACAGCACACAGGUGGUGAGGCUGCAGAUCCCAUACUUACCUGUGGAGAAGACAUGAUUACAUAAGACUAGAGACUGAUUUUCAUUGUCUCAUUGGGUCACAAACAUGGUGUUUUGCCAAGCCUUGACACUUGGAUGAUGCCACAGACUUGAAAGUUUUCAUUUUGCUGAUUCUGUCAGCAAAGGUGUCUUUCCAGAUGUCUUUGUUGUCAUGUUCACCAGAUUUAAUCAGACACGCACUAUGAUGGCUGUGUAAUUUUAUAUUAUCAUUUUUCCUGUCCUAAAAAGAAAAAAAGUUGUACAGCUGCAUGAGUCCACAACUUAAGACAUUUUGAGAGAAAAUGUGUGACAGCAUUUGUGUGUGCAUGCAUGGGUGGUUGUGUGUUUCUUCUUCAUACUGUACCAGAUAACAUGACUACGUGUUUUUUAGCCAGCUGUACUUCACAGGCCGCACUGGUAUAUCCAAGAGAUCGCAGAUGAGGUAGCAGCCACGCUUCUUAACUGCGUGGAGCCGGGCGAAAAACUGGAGUUGAGUGCUCACUAGUGUGACAGGUGGGGAUGAGAGGGGGGCUGAACUGAUUUCAUGUCCUACUGUUCUGUGGUUCGACCGGAACAGGUUUGGACAGAUGGAUUUGAGGUAGCUAGGGGGGGAUCUCUACAUAGCCAUGUCAUCUGGUAAGUACUUGAAGAAAUCAAUUUUACCACUAAAAAUGGUAUUUUGAUAACUGCUGACUGAGUGAUGGGUUUUCUCAUCCUCUGUUCCUAAUGAGUCAUGUGCUUUGUACCAUUUCAGUCAGAAGGGGAGCUCUUAUAUGGCUUGCAUUGUGGAGUUAAUGAAAGAAGAUUUUAUCUUGGAUUCAACCAUGUUUUUGUGUUCCACUGAUAAAAAGUAAUUCCAACACAAACAUGUAUGUCUUUUCCAUUCUUACCAAUAUGACAACCGGAUGGAAUAACCUAGCCACAGGUGGCAGUGGUAACGUCACAAGUUAGUGUCAAGUUGUAAAGAUCAGCUUUCUCACUUCUUUCUUGACAGAUUUGUAUGGCAUUUAGUUUUGUGGGACUUAAGCAACUGUGAUCAUUAAUGCGUAUUGUGGUAGUGCAUGCAGGCAUGGCAUUGUCAUUGGUAGCACCAACCAUCACUCCCAUAAAUUUCUUCAAGGGGAAGAGGGGUACCGAUUUCGGUGAAAACAUUGCCAGACACCAGAAACAUCAACUGCAGCAAAUGUCGAUACUGUCAUCCUCGUGAUUCACAGGGUCAGUCAUCAGGACCUUCCCUCAUUAAAUGCAAAUAUUUCACAAGGAUCAGAUAUGGUAUACUUUAUUGAAUCAUCUCUCAAGUGACAGAAAAAUAAGCUUACUGCUGAUUCUUUUGUUUUUUGGGUUUUUUUGUUUUUUUUUGUUUUUUGUUUUUUUUAGGAAACAUUAGUCUCUAGCACAUUUUUUUAAAUAGUUGUGGAGCAGAUGCAUUUCUAGCAUCAAGUUUCUAAGAUAAGGUGCUGUGUUGAUGCACAUGAAUAUAAUCAUUUGUACAAGAUGUGUCUGUCAAGCAUUUCUGCAAUUUUGUGAAUUUGUGAAGUAUUUGUCAGAAAGCUGCAGCAAAGCGAGAUUUGUGAAGAUAAGGACACAGCCGGCACUGAACUCAUUUACUUGGUCAGCAUUGCUGAAAGUAUUACAGUAUUGAGAUUUAUCAUAAGUUGUGAAUGUCAUAUAUAAGGAAGCCAUUUUUAUGAUUAUGUGUUUAGUUAGGUACUUACAAAUGGCUUUCCUAUUUGAUGUACACAAUUCAUUAACUUUUUAGAAUUGCAUAUAUGCUGCGUUUUACUCACUUUUACAUUUUUUUGCCAAAUGUUUUCAAGGUGUUAGUGAUUAUGUAGUGUUUUGCAAUUAUCUAUCUUUUUAUGUACAUUGAGUUUUACUCACGAAUAAACAUCUUUAUUCAUUUUCCACAGUAAUAGUGACUGUCCAGUUAUAAUCAAAAUUCAGCCAGGCAGCAUCGUUCUUGUCCAGUUUUAUAGGAGCACAAAAGGCCAGUUGUGAUUUUUUAGCUCUUUUUUCUUCUGGAAACAUUUUGCAAAGGAUCAUUUUGUAGACUAGUAUGUUUGCAUUUCUGCAUUAUUGUUCUGAUGAAGUAAAUAUUCACUUGUCAGCCUAAAUGUAUAUACCACUUAUCAGCUUCUUAUUACUGGAUGAAGAUCAGUGUCCUUAACAAUGGAAGAAUGAUGAGCUAAAAUUAUAUAUUAAAAUUUAAAAAAUUAAAUAAUUAAAACCUUGUUGCAAAAAAAGUGAUUUAUUAAGAUUUAUUCACCACAAUAGACUGUGAGUCUGCUUGUCUCAAAUUACUCAGCAGUUGUAUUGCUUUAGAGUUAAAAUAACAUUUUCAAAGUGAAUGCCCUAGCAUUCAGUAUAAUCAUUUUAGUCAAGAUAUACUAAGAGAUUUAUGUUAGAGCAUUUCAUGAUGUAGAUGUGCCAAAUCAUGAUAAGAUUCUGAUUAUUGACUGAGAAGUUGUAAAACUGUUUGGGAAAAAAGUUUGAAACAAAGAAAUCUAGGCAACUACUUACAAACGAUAGGGAAUCAUAAUUAAGGAUGCAAGUAAACAGAAACAAACACUCCUCUUACAGGCUGUGGUGAAUUUUCAUGAGGUUCAAAACCACAGCAUUAUUCAUAUAGUUGGGUCCUAGCAGCUUGGUUUUAAUAGUUUGAGACUUGUGGAUUCUUACCAGCAACUUUGAAACACUUCUGUUGCUUUGAACUCAUGGAAGUUGGAAGAUUUUGUUCCUUGGAGGAAAGAUACAUAUUAUUUUGGCUACUGUUGCCCUAUUUUGUUGACAAAGAUACCAUGAGGACAAGCAACAAGCUAUGCAAGAGCCACAUUGAAUGACAUUCCUUCAUUUUGUUAGAUUGUGGAAAGGCAGACCAAGAUAUGAUAACAAUGUGCUGAAAGUUUUUGAUCUUGUUUACAGUUUGCCUUACCACUAUAGGGUAUGAAAUCAUGUUGUACAAAUGUAAUUAUGUGAUGCCUUCUGAAGUGAAAUUUGAGUGCAUUUACCUGAGAAAGGUUGUAUGUGACAUUACUGCUUGGAAUGAGAGCAUAUCAUCUAUUUUGUUUAUUACAAUGGUGCUUACAGUGAAGUGGGCACUAGUUUUUUAAUGUUGUAUAUUGAUCUUGGGAGAAAAUAUUUUCUAAAGAAGUAGAAAAAUACCCAGAAAAAUAAUCUUUGUUACUUUAAAUAUCAUUUCUUCUUGCCUUUUACUACACACCAGAACUGGCUGUGUUCAGGGAGUGUGGGUUAUCACUGUUUGUUAAAUCUUAACUGAUACAGGUCAUCUUUUUGAAAAUGACCGUUAAAAGCAAGGGUCACAGUCUAACAUCCUAAAUAUGUUGAUGUAAGAGUGGAGCAUGUUUUUGUCUGUAAAUACUCAAGGGAAAGGAAGUAGAUAUUAGAAUGUGGUUUCAAUUUGCAUAAGUGUACUUCCAGUUUACAUUGCAUUAUAGAUAACAUUUCCAGUUCAGCUAUACUACUUGAUUUCAUAUUGUAUAUACUCAUUACAGUGUAACUGUAAUCACUUAAAAUUACAUUUUGACCUAGCAGCCUAGAAGGAAAGGAGACUAUUUCAUUUGUAGUGUUAUAUAUAGUUUUCUUCUCUUUCUCCCAUCAGUUAAUAAAAGAUAGAGACAGAGACGCCAUAUCAUUUAAGCCGAGCCACUUCAUUCCUUUGCAGAACUAGAGAAGGGAAUUUCUGUUCAUAAGUUUGCAUGACUGGAGAGUGAGGAGAGUCCACUUAAAAAGUAGUAAUCUCUCUGUAUGGGGCAUUGGCAGAAUUCAGUGUUUUUUUACAUUCACAUGGCAUUGAGUCCAUCCUCUCACUUCUACCUUGUACCCAGAACUUUCCUUGUUUACUCCUUCCAGUUUAUAAUAUGCAUAUCUUCAGCAUUAAGGGCAUUUUUAGUAAUGUCUUCCAAUCUUAACUUUUCAUUAUUCCUUUUGUUUUUCUGCACUUAGCCUGGAAUUUUCUUAUCAAAACUUUGGCAGGGUUGGGAAACAAAGAUUUGUAUAUAAAUGUGCAAUGGGAAAAUUACACAUAAUGAUGGUUAGUGUUGUACAAGGAGCUAAUGUCGUCUCAAACAUUAGUUCAGAUUAGGGGCAUUGGACAUUUCCAAGUCAGUCAAUUGUUAAAUGUCAACAAAGGGUGAACAAAAUGCAGCAUUAACAUCGUGACAGUAGAGUGUGAUCAAGUGAUUUAUGUGCACACCUUUUUUAGAUCUAAGUAAAUCACUUGUUUUGUAAAAUUUCACACCACUACAUUGUCCUAAAGAGGAUGUCUCACAAAUUUUCCUGUGUUUAGCGCUGUUUUUUAAACUGCUAAAUAAUGUGUCUGGAUUUGCAAUUGUUUAGCAUCAAUUGAUCUAUGACAUAAUUAUAACAGUAUUUUUGAUACUUAUCAUUUUAUUAUUGAUUUCAUUGUCAUGGAAAUUCAAACAUAUAUUUGAAUACGCUGUUGGUACUCUGAUCAGUUAUUAUUUAGCACCAUAAUUUUAUGAUACUUAUAAUUAUUAUGUCUCUUUAUUUUUUAGACUAUUUUGAUAAAUGCUCAACAUGCAAAAACAAGAAAUGAUGCAAAAGUAUACUACAUAUGAACUGUAACAGUGUAAAGUACCUGAGAAUCAGGUACUUUAUGUAUAAAUGGGCAGAACCAUACAACCCUCUUCAAAACACAUCAUUGUUUUUUGAUCAGCAUUCUGCAGCUUUUGCAGCUUGCAAGGCUGAUUACAUAGAAAACAGAACUCGGCAGCAUUUGAAGAUAUUGUCUUUUACCUGGUGUCUGGAAGAGUUAGAUCUAGUGUAGUAAGGGAGGAUAAUGAAAAAUUGCAGCGUUUUUGAGUUUUUGAAGUCUUCAUGUAUGUGUUUAUAUGAGUGUGUGUGUGAGAGAGAGAGGGGGAGAAAAUUAUGUGAAGGUAAGACAAUAAUUACAGCAGUUGUUAUUAAUAGUGAACUUGGGUUUAUUAGCUGUUCUUUAGAAUCAUUUGUUGUCAUAACAUUUUUGUCAAUAGACUUUGGUGUUAUAUCUCCGGAAAUGUUCCUUGGUGUAUUAAUAUUCUUCAAGGCAAAUGUCAUCUUUUGGAGUGCUAGCUUCAAGUUUAAAUUUUAGUGUUCCGUCCUUAUGGUAUUGGCAAUCUUUAUGAAAUUAAGAAGCCAGAAGCUAGUAUUCUUCUGCUUCAGACUGAUCCACCAUUACUUGAGCUACAUUAUUUCUCAAACCUCUUUCAUUUUUUUCAAUCUAACUCAUUUUACUUUGUAAUUUUCUAAGUCAUUUCCACUGGACUGUACACAUUAAGCCUACAGAAAGUGUGCUAUGUACUAAUGUAUAAUAAGGCUGCCUAGUGAGAUCAACUUUUAAGAAAAAGUUCAUGGGUUUAAAGAUUUUUUGAACCAGUAACUGGGAUGCUUCCCUGCCCUCUGUCCAACCAUUGAAUGGAUACUGCUCUCAGGGAAGAAUCAAGAAUACCAGUCCAGAGGGUUUGGCUCUAGCUUCCAGAGUUUACCCACUAGACCAUGGGGUGGACAAAGUUUUUCUUCACAGGCCAGUCUCAAAAUUCUUAACUAUGGUGGUGUGGUAACAUACCAUAAGCUCUUGCCAUGACUACACAACAAAUCUAGUGAAAAUGGAAUGGAAAUGUGCACACAAUGAUGUUCACUUACCAAAUUUAAUGUGAAAAGUGAAGCUGUUUAAAUUCGCUCACAUUAAAAAUUUAAUCUGUCUUUCCUUUGAAGGCAGCUGCUGCUGCCUAUACUCUCUCAGUUCCAGCAGACACGUUGGAUGCGUUAUUUGUUAUUUUUUGUACUUUUUCUGUUAGAAUGUUAAAUUGAUGAUUCCUCACAUGAAGUCAUAUUUAAUAAAUUUACUUUCAAUCAAAUUAACCUAAGUUAAAAAAAAAAAGUUUAUUAAAACAAGUUUACUUUGCAUUUUGGCCAGUCCAAAGACAUCCACGGGCCGGAUCCGGCGCUAGACACAACCACAAACAGUUUUUGGAACUUGAAAUAGUAUCUUAAUGUUGUAUAUGCUUUUGAAAAGAUCAUACAUGAUCUUCAAAAACGAUAAUUUUUUUUCAUUUUCUUUUCUGUAUUUUAAAUGUCUCUUGCUACAUUUCACAGGGGGAGAUUUUUCAAACUAGUUCUUUUAAUACAACAUACAUUUCUAGGGCAUGUGUGUGUGUGUUUAGAAUAUCCAGAACAGUUUUCAUGUGUCAAGAAUGUUUACUACUUUCACAACAUACUUUAUCAAAUCAACUAUCAUUUGAAAACACAUUCAAAUAUGUUAUUGCUGAUGUCUAAAUUUGUAAAGAUUUUAAGUAUCUUGCCAUUUGUUAGUGUAACAUGAUUACAACUGAGCUUCCUGCUGUACAAGUUUGUGUUCUGUACCACUUUUUAUGAGCUUGCUAUCAGGCAGGUAUGUGUCACUAUAUCGUAAAAUAAAAUGGUACCUUUGA